AUGGGUGAGGUAGAGAAAGACAAGAAGAUUUUUGUUCAGAAGUGUGCCCAGUGCCAUAUCAUGGAAAAAAGAGUCAAACACAAGACUGGCCCAAAUCUCCAUGGCCAAUUUGAGCACAAAACAGAUCAGGCCACAGGAUUCUCUUACACAGAUGCCAGCAAGAACAAAGCCAUCACCUGGGUAGAGGAUACACUGAUGGAGUAUUUGGAGAACCCCAUGAAGUACAUCCCUGGAACAAAAAUGAUCUUCACUGGUAUUAAAAGAAGUCAGAAAGAGCAGCAUUGA
Molecule: messenger RNA, 285 nt
Organism: Tupaia belangeri chinensis (Chinese tree shrew)
Lineage: Eukaryota; Metazoa; Chordata; Mammalia; Scandentia; Tupaiidae
Product: cytochrome c-like
Exons: 1
Coding region: 1-285 (94 amino acids)
Molecular function (GO): electron transfer activity; heme binding
Source: RefSeq, a predicted model, not a curated record